Messenger RNA from Arvicanthis niloticus (Nile rat), 1891 nucleotides. It is a transcript of the gene Fam110a, whose product is annotated as family with sequence similarity 110 member A. Lineage: Eukaryota; Metazoa; Chordata; Mammalia; Rodentia; Muridae. The record is from RefSeq and is a predicted model, not a curated record.
GUUGCGCAAAAACCGGCUACCUGAGCCAGGUGGGCGGGAGGCGUGCAGGCUGCUGGAAGGAGGCGGCUUGCACAGCCAGGUAUGUUGCGAUCCUUGGGGGUGAGGGGCGCAUCAGGGAUUGUCCCUUCAGUCUCUACAUUCGAGCCGUGGGCCAGCUCCUGCUCAGAGAGGGACAGCAGAUGGUGGGAGUUACACAGCCUUCCCUCCGCCCAAGCCUCGCCGCCUGAGUCUCCAGGAUUGCCUCCAAGUGAGGACGACCCGAAACCAAACUAGGGGCUUUCCCGGAGUCCUGAUCUACUUAAUCUUUGGGAGCCUGAAGGGAGGGACCGAGUCGGGCUACGGCAUUGGAAUAGUGACCAGAAAGGCUCAAGCGGAGCCGGGUAUCCAGCUGCCAACUUUGUGCCUGUAUCUGUCUUCUCGCCUCUGCCCUCGGGGUAUGUAACGGCCAUGCCUGUGGAUACGCUGAGCCCUGGAGCCCCCGCCACUCCCGCCCUACCUUUUCGCCUGCGAACCAAGGUCCCCGGCUACCUGCUACCAAGGCCAGCAGACGGGGGAGCCAGGAAACCGAGUGCUGUGGAACGCCUGGAGGCUGAUAAGGCUAAGUACGUGAAGAGCCUGCGUGUGGCCAACACCCGCCAAGAGCCUGUGCAGCUCCCGCUGGCCAGACAGCCCCUCUUCAGCCCUGGUCCUCGCGGCCCAGUGCUCACACCCAGCCGCCGAGUCCUGCCCUGUUCUGGCCGCCGGCCCCAACUGGACCUCGACAUCCUUAGCAGCCUCAUCAACCUGUGUGAUAGUCCUGUGUCCCCAUCCGAGGCCAGCCGAACACCUGGACGGCCAGAAGGAUCUAGCCACAAGGUCCCACCAGCCACCCCUCCUCGCCCGCCGCCUAGUACGGUUGCGGUACGUCGAGUGGACGUUCGUCCCUUGCCUGCUUCACCUGCUCGGCCCUACCCAUCACCUGGCACCACUACUACUUCCAGCCCGGGCCGGCCCCCUGGUCUGCAACGCUCCAAGUCGGACCUGAGUGAGCGCUUUUCCAGGGCAGCAGCUGAUCUCGAGCGCUUUUUUAACUUCUGCGGCUUGGACCCAGAGGAAGCACGAGGAUUGGGGGUGGCCCACCUAGCAAGGGCCAGCUCGGACAUCGUGUCUCUAGCCGGGCCAAGUGCUGGACCUUGCAGCUCUGAAGGGGGCUGCUCACGCCGCAGCUCUGCUACAGUGGAAGAGCGGGCUCUGGAUCGUGUCCCCUAUGGGGUGUCUGUGAUCGAGCGAAAUGCCCGUGUGAUCAAGUGGCUGUAUGGGUUGCGGCAGGCACGUGACCCUCCCGCCACUGAGGGCUAGGCCUCCUGGACUCAGGCUUCCCGGAAGGACAUCGUGAAGAGACAGUUGGCACUUUGUCCUUUACUGUAUUCAUUGGCUGCUUUCCUGCAGACCCAGAGACCCUCGGGUGAAUUUAGUGUAGAGGCCAAGACUAAGACUUAGACCUAGACUAGCAUCCUCGGCAAGCAAGGACUGCCCUGCAGGUUUGCUGUUGCCCUUGGUCUCUCCCACCCCCUAACAAGGUUUGUGACACAAGUGUGCUUCUGCCUGGUUCCUCGGGUGAGACUGGAUUUGGGCCGCUUACCCUCCACUGAGUUGGGAAUCAAGUCUGUCUGCCCCAGGCCUAUUUCCUUCUUCCCUGUCUGUCCUCCUUUGCUGACUUCCUCUUCCCUACCCAAAGGGCCCUGGUUUCCUGGGAACUCACCCCGGGGAGGAGGUCGAGAGGAUGAGGCCUGUCUGCUGCUCUUCCUGGUCUUUGGCAGUUGGCCGACGUGGGUAGAGACUAUAUAGGAGGGAUUGGUUAGGAGUCCGAUGCUCUGAAUUCUCUGUGGUUAAUAAACACAAAUGUUUGUUU